UGAUAAGCCAUAGCACAUGCUGAUAAAAACUUACAUGAUCUACAAUGUUAAAGUAUUCAAACUUGAAAUCAUCGAAGCAAAUAGCAAGAGAUCAGAUUCAGAGCAAGUUUAGUUUACCACAUCCAAAAUCCACCAUUUUUCUUCACAAUCUAAAUCAUACACUCAUAUCAACAACUUCUGAAUCAAUCAACCAAUCUUCUACCAAUCAAAUUACAUUAAAACAAACCCAGAAAAACCCAACAGAAAAAGUUCAAAACUUGCUAUCAAAUAGCACAAAUUUACUUCAACUUCGUCAAAUACAUGCUCAUAUUAUAAGAACCCAUUACUUAGAAUUAAAUAACGGUCCAUUUUAUUGGAACAACAUUAUAAGAUUAUACACUAGAUUAAAUUUCCCAUGUUAUGCUUUCAAAGUUUAUAUGUCUAUGUCUAGAACAGGGGUCCCACCUGACCGUUAUACUCUUCCCAUCACCAUUAAAGCCGUUGGACAAACUUACUCUUUGAAAACAAGUCAGCAACUUCAUGGGGUUGCAUUUGUUCAUGGGAUUGAGAAUGAUGAGUUUGUUGAAAGUGGGUUGAUUAAUAUGUAUGUGAAAAGUAGGGAUUUUAGAGAUGCAUAUAAGGUGUUUGAUGAAAGUCCUGAGAGAAAGUUGGGGUCUUGGAAUGCUGUUAUAGCUGGGUUUUCUCAAUGUGGGUGUUGUAAGGAUAGUUUAGAUGUGUUUUUGAGGAUGAGGAGAAGUGGGGUUGAGCCGGAUGGUGUAACUAUGGUUAGUGUUGUUUCGGCGUGUGGAGGGUUAGGGGAUUUGAAGCUAGCUCUUCAAUUGCAUAAAUGUGUUUUUCAAGUGAAAUGGAAGGGGAAAGAGGAUGUUUUGAUGAUGAAUUCAGUGAUUGAUAUGUAUGGGAAAUGUGGGAGGAUGGAGUUGGCUUAUAGGGUGUUCUUGGAGAUGGAACGACGGAAUGUGUCAUCAUGGACAUCUAUGAUAGUUGGUUAUGCAACACAUGGUCAUGCAAGUGAAGCUAUGAGGUUUUUUCAUGCUAUGAUAGAAGCUGGUGUGAUGCCUAAUCAUGUCACUUUUGUUGGAGUGUUGAGUGCAUGUGUGCAUGGUGGGAUGGUCGAUGAGGGGAAGCGUUGGUUUCAAAUGAUGAAGAAUGUUUAUGGUAUUGAGCCUCACAUUCAACAUUAUGGAUGCAUGGCCGACUUACUUGGUCGAGCAGGAUUGCUGGAGGAGGCGAGAACUAUGGUUAAAGCGAUGCCCAUGAGGCCGAAUGUGGUGAUUUGGGGGUGUUUGUUGGCAGCAAGUGAGAGAUAUAAUGAUGUGAAAAUGGGACAAUGGGUAGCUAAGCAUUUUCUCGAGCUAGAGCCAUGGAAUGAUGGGGUUUAUGUUGUUUUAUCAAACAUUUAUGCUAAUAGAGAUAUGUGGGAGGAAGUGGAAAAGAUGAGGGUAAUAAUGAAACAGAGAAGAUUGGCUAAGCUUCAAGGUUAUAGUUCAAUUACAACUAGUAUCAAUUGAAAGCCAAUUAUUCACCACUUACACAUGCUUGGAUGAGCUGGUAAGGAAGUUCCAGCUUAACCACAAAUAUCGGGUUCAAGCCUUGCGACUUGCGAGUGCAACGACAAUGGGAGGGAGAGCUUUCUCUACAUUUGCGAUCAAACCUGACACAAUACUAGAUUAGUCGAAAUCUAUAGGCUGCCGAUACUGGGUAGUUUACCUUCUUAAUAGAAAGCUAAUUGCUGUUUUACUUAUUGCUCAUUCUGGAACCAUUGUUCAUUAUGAUCUUUGGUUGCCAGACAUUUUAGAUGAUGUUCAAAUGACAGAAAUGUAUCCUUUAUCCAUUUGCUGUUUGCAAAGCUGGAUUUUUUUCAGUUAUCCGGGAAAAUUGGGAGCAAAUCUGGUUCCUGCUUGGCUUAUUGUAAAAUGUAAGAUCAUUGUCAACUGUCAAGAGAUGUUUCCCCCCUUUGAUAUCAUUUUACAGGUGAUUUCCUUCUUUAA
This is a messenger RNA of Beta vulgaris subsp. vulgaris (sugar beet), 1988 nucleotides long. RefSeq names its product pentatricopeptide repeat-containing protein At1g77170, mitochondrial. Lineage: Eukaryota; Viridiplantae; Streptophyta; Magnoliopsida; Caryophyllales; Amaranthaceae. Gene Ontology annotation, molecular function: RNA binding; protein binding. The record is from RefSeq and is a predicted model, not a curated record. The transcript has a single exon. Gene Ontology annotation, biological process: RNA modification. The coding region runs from base 45 to 1508 and encodes 487 amino acids.